AAGCGGCAGAGGAUGACAGCAAGCAGUCGGUGAAACAGGUCGGGUAUUCGUGGGUGCAGGCCAUUCGCGACCGUUUCGGGACGAAGCCGGAGGACAUGAUCACGCUUGAGUGGACCGGCGAGGUGCUAGAGGUGUCCGAUGGGCUGGACGUGUUUCAGCAGUCUCUGACGAUCACGAAGUUGCCCGAUGCGGGUAAGAACUGGCAAGUGAAACAGCUGACGCUGUGGAAGCUGCGACAGGAGCACCCGCAGGCGGACCAGGCGUUGCGGGCGGCGCCGUAUUUUUCUUCGUUUAAGAAAACGCUCGAUUUGUACAGGGAGCGGCAGACGCAGAUCCGAGAAAACAUCGAGGAAGAAGCGAGUUCGCGAGCUAGUUUGCCGGUGGUCUCGCAGGAACAAAGGCCGCGGGCGGGGGGCGACGUCGUCAAGGGGAAAAGUGCUGUCGUGGCCCCAUCCAGUAGAAGUAACUCGAAGAUAACAUCAUCAUCUUCAGGCACAAGAGCCCGAGCGCUGUCAUCCCCUCCAGUAGAGCGGGAGACGAGCGAAGCAGUGGCAAAAGUAACGGGACUCGCUGCGAGCGGAGGUUCGAAGAGCCCUGCUGAUACCACAGAUCAAUUAAGUGCGUACAAGACCCUGGCUAAGAAACGCGCUGACUUGGUGGAGGAGCUGGAGUUUUUCGUGAGAAAGUCUGAGUGGUCGGCGACGUUUCUAAAACGACUCCACGACGAACGGCAGAAACAAGGCUCGAUUCCCGCAGGCGGAGCGCAGCAAACCGGAGGAUCUUCCCCCGGCAAUCUACCGGGGCACCCACUGUAUUCGAAGUCGAUGUGGCUCGCCGUAGAACACCCAGUUUCUAUGAUCACGAGUGUGUCUCGCCUGGUGUCCGGGGUGGUCUUUUACCCGCAGGUCGGGCAAAAGUACCGUGCCAGCGUUGGGUCGGGGAGUCCAGGAAUGUUGCGUCGGAACUUUCACCGCUACUUGUCGGCGAUCUUCCCUCGCGCGCGAGCGCGGCGCGACGUUUUCAUUCGAGUAACGACAACGACGCCGCCACCAACUGCCGUCGUGAGAAGCAGCAUCACAGCUGGCCCGCCCGCUGUGGCCGAAGAAACACAGCAGGUUGCAAAGGAAAUCGAGACUGCAAAACUAAGUACAGCGGUUUCAUCGGGGAGUUCGAAGGCAUCUACGGCAGCAAACAGGCCCGGGCCUGUGGCUGAAACACCAGUACCCGCCCCCGUUGAUGCCGCAGCGCCAGUAGCGAAACCCGAUUCGAUCCUCCCGGUUAGCACGCCAGUUGGCACUCCUCCUUCUUCAAUAGCACCAGUGGUGACAACUUCACCGCCGAUUCCGGAAGAAGGCGGAGGGGUCUCGUCCGCCGCUCCAACAGUGACCACUUCUGCACCAGGUACCGCGACCGGUCAAACAGCGACUUCGGCCGCGCCCACAGCAGGCAACGUCAACGAGUUAUCGAGCGGUCUGCUGAAAGUAAAAAAAGAUUCGGGUGCUAAGAUAGAGGAUUUGGACACAGCAGCCGGAAUGGACUCAGUGUCUGCAAAAGCAAACACCUUCUCAUCCAAACCGGCUUUGGCGGAAGAAAAAACGAAAAACACCACUGCUGAAAUUACCACGGGCAAAACGACAACGAGCGAGCCAGUGCGUGAGAAAAAGCCCAAGGCGAAGCCUGUGGUAAGUGUGCCACGGGACUUGAAGUCGGGCACGACUUCUAAACCACCUUCGUCGCGCGGGGACAAAACUACACCGGCAGCGGCUAGUAACACCAAAACGAGAGGUUUGUCUUUCGCCAGUACAACAGAUGACGUGGUUGAAAAUUCAGUUCCACAAAAAAAGCAACUGCAACCAACUGCGGGCCUCGCUCGACAAACCACUACUGCUUUCUCAGGCCGUAAACUUUUGGAAGAGCCGCAGGUCGCACCGAACAACUGGCAACUUGCGACGCAUGAAAAGUCGGGAACAUUUUUCGGCGCCUUGCCUUCGCGUUCUUUGACUUUCUCGCGGUUCACUACGGCGCAUCUAUUUCUCGAGCCAUCGGCGCAAUUGUCACGGUCAUCCCUGACGCUUGUCCGCACCUGGUACAGCCUGCGCAACGGGCGGGACCACACUUGUACGUCUACGAUGCCUUCGGCGGUGGCAAAUUUCGCGGCGUCGGAUGUUCGUGGACAAGAGCACGCAACUGCGGCGCAGUCGGAUCUCCAGGAAGCCUGGGUGGCGCAUUUCACUCUUGCAGACAAAAAGAAUGAAUACGGAAGUACAAUAAAAGGGGCAUCAGUACAGUCGAAAAGUAGUAAGAGCGCCAGUAGCCAGUUUUGCCGGAGUCACGUUUCGCCCGCUUUUACUAGCGCGAACGUUGCGAGCUUUCGUAGCAGCGUUGCGAAAAAAAUCUCUUCUUCCGUGGAUAUGGUGGUCUAUGAUCAAGGGGCAGACACGGUCAUGAGGCGAGAAGGAGCAGCAGCACCAGCAGGAGUUCCCGGUGCAGUAGCUGAACCAGAGGAGAAGCAUGCAUCUGAGAAACAAUCCGGACUUACUGAUCCAGCUGCACAAUUCUCAAGAGUAACGGAGAGUAAGCUCGAGGGGCGUGUGGUAUCUCCCUCGCUGCCGGGCGGCACAAGCACCAUGAAGCAAUUUAUGAAAAACGUGCUGUCAGAAAAGAACGACAAAUUCCUCAUUGUCGAUGGUGUGGGCGACUUCUACGACGGCCACGCGGAGCACUUCCAGUUCUUCAUCGACGGAAAUGCGGCGACAUCUUCUAAUGCAUUUGCCUCCGUGAAUACGCCGCAAACGCAGAUGGCAACGUCACAGCAGCACGCUGACAGAGGAAGAAAGAAAAAGAACAGUUCUCAUCCUGCGCCCUCUACUCCACAGGACCUAAAGGCGACGUCAGCCUCGUCUCCUUCCGCAGGACAAGAAGGAUCAUUUCCGAGAAACGACGAGGCCGCCCGCGCGUGGGCUCCUGCGUCGAGCAGCACGGACGAAUUUCGCUUACCCGCCGCGGACAUCCCAGGUUCUUCGAUCUGGAGUACGGUGCGAAACUUUUUCGGUUCCUGGUGGACCGAGGGAGCCGCCGUGCAGCACGAAUCAACGGCUGGCGGAGGAGAGGAGCUGCAAAGAAGUCGCAUUGAGGCUGCAAACCAGCUGCAUGGCCUUGCGGCGCCCGGCGCGCUUGGUCUCGCCGCCUCGUCCCGUGACGCGCUCAAUGUCCAGACACUCUCUGAUGCGAGUGCGAUCGACGCAAUACCAGCCUCGCCAGAGUCCCAGCGGUUUCAGCCGUACUGGAAUCCCGUACUAUCUGCGGCAACCGCGUUUGACAUCAAUCGUGUUUUGGCAUUGGUCGCACGGAUUACAGGCAUAACGCAAGCGAGUGCAAAAAUUUCUCUUCCGAAAGACACAGACAUGACCAAGCAGGCCUCGCAUCCCAACUUUGUCAGCGUAGAAGUGGACCUUUCCGCCACACAAGCUGUUGUAAGUGAUGGAGGACUAUUAACUGUUCGGCUCCUAGCCGAGAAUGCGCUUGAGGAUGAAUCGGGACGAGGAACCACAGACAAAGCAGCAACGCCGGCUGCACCACCGACAGAUCAAGGUUCCUCUGCAUCUUCUUCUGUUGCAUCCAAGCCGCCCGCUUCAUCUUCCAGUGCCGCACCACUCGUGACGAUAGCUCCACCAGCUUCACGUGAGCAAGCUAUAGCCGUUCCCUCGCGAGAGAAAAUAAAGCCACCGGAUGCUGGUACCACGACGACUGCAAAGACCUCCGCUCCAGCAGUACUACCCGUUCCUGAAGUUGCGGGCGCCACGCUCGAAGCGGGUUCUUACUGCUCGCCUUUUUUCCUAGAGUGGUUUCUGUCCGUGAGCUGUGGUAUCCAUGUGCGGGAUGGUCUCUUCCAGGCCUUCGCGCAAGCGCGGGAGCACGCGUACUGGCUCUCCGGAGCGCGGAAGUGGCACUCGGAACUGCAACUCCAGGAACAGGACGACUUUGCCCCCGAAGACGCAGACGAAGAACUUCCCCCGCGACGGCAACUGCAAGCGAGUUCGGGCGAGGUCGUGAAAUUGCUCCCGGACAGCGAGGACCUCCGCCGGACAGAGGAAGUGCGCCUGCGCCAGGAGUGGCUGACCUUCCGGGACUUCGUGCUGUUUCGGACUCUAGCGAGAGCGCCGCUCUUUCCCUUAAGAGGCUUGAGUCGGGGCCUGUUCUUCGUGGGAGGGUUUGAAGAGGCGAAUGUUCUGAAACUGCCCGCGCCAGAGGAUGGUGGUGCAAGCGUAACUCCUGCUGGUGCACCUCCUUCGGUAGUAGAUGGAAGCAGUCCCACUGGCGUAUCAGAAGGUGCUGAGGGAGCAGAAGUCGGGCACCCUGAACCUGGUGCUCAGGAAAAAACGGAAAAUCCAACGGGAGAUCGGUCAGGGGCUAGCCGGGCUUCUUCGCCGGACGGCGCCACCAGGAGGACCAGGCGGAUGCAGAUGUCAGAGGGUACUACUACUUCUCAAGCGGAGACUAACUUCGGCACAACAGGCGACUUAUCGGAACCGCAAAAAAUACGAAUAGCCUCACCAGAGCAGAUCUUCAUAGCACACGAGAGUGUGUAUGCGCACCACCCGGAUCAGGUGGUGAGGGACUUCGCUCUCGAGGCACGCUGGACUUUGUUUCAGGGUGCUGGGUUGCAGCAGGUCUUCCUGGAUCCGGACGUGUUAUUUCCGAUAGCUGCGCCAACACAACUCGGGGGCAGCACCAGCAGCGAGGCAGCAGAUGAUCCCUACCAACGCGAACGGGAGCAGCUCCGUGCGGCGUUUCAAGAGGCGGUGAACUUUACCAAAUCCGUGGAAGACAUUCUCGAGGACGCCCACGUGAUAAGAACAGGAGAUCACCAUAUCGACCAGCACAACUACCGAGGACAGCACUCCUCGAGCCUGAACACGCACGAGGCCCAUCAACUUUCAGCCGUCAGUGCGGCCCUGCCGAAACCCCAGGGGCAGAUCUACGGGUUUGCAGCCUUCCAGUUUCUGCAGUGCCCCUGUCACACCGGGAUUCUCAAUUGGCGCAAUCCGAACUAUGUGCAGCAAACCAUCGAGUUCACACUGCAACAGGCUCUGGAAAUCCCGAGCAGCGAGCAGUACGGCAUUUGGCUGCUGGAGACACUCCCCUGGCGGCAGCCGAGCGUGGCUGUCGCCGAGGCAUGGUCGCGGAGGAGGCGAUGGGUGGUCAAGAGCGUGCACCAAAAAAUAAUUCUUCGCAUGAGCGGCUACGAAACGCUGCAGCUCGUCGCCAAGCGACAUGAGAGCUACUAGGCGAAGAUUAUGGCAGUAGGAGUAGCCGUUUUAUCAUCUUGUUCUGCUGCUGCGAGGUGAUUUUGCGCGGUCGCGGUGUGUCCCGGAUGCGCUAGACCUCUUGCGUAUGAAAAAGUGGAUAUCGCUGCGCCGGGGCUUUGGUUUUGGUCUUCCAUAGGUUUCUCGGCUUAGCUCGCCGCUUACAGUGCACUUCAAACAUGUUGGCUCUACUUCUGCGCAGUGUCGCCCUUCCAAGAAUUAAGUAGAAUCUGUACAGGC
This is a messenger RNA of Amoebophrya sp. A120, 5546 nucleotides long. NCBI's taxonomy places the organism in Eukaryota, Dinophyceae, Syndiniales, Amoebophryaceae. The record is from the annotation of a GenBank genome assembly.